Molecule: messenger RNA, 1743 nt
Organism: Talaromyces amestolkiae
Lineage: Eukaryota; Fungi; Ascomycota; Eurotiomycetes; Eurotiales; Trichocomaceae
Exons: 1
Coding region: 1-1743 (580 amino acids)
Biological process (GO): protein catabolic process in the vacuole; cellular response to glucose starvation
Source: RefSeq, a predicted model, not a curated record
AUGAGCACUCUGCUUGCCACCGAUAGGGAUGACCUGCUACGCCCUCACUCGCUACAACCGCGCUUCAUCGAACCCGACGACCCAUACAACGAGCCCAUGUCUGAUUACUUUGGAGACGCCGAAUUCUCGUCCACGGCUACCUCCAAACUCAACUUCCGUCCCGCUCUGGUCUCGCCGGUAUACACUCCCACGCUGAGCAGCUUGUCAUCAGAAGUGACGUCCGAUGGGGAGGGCGAUGAGUUAACCUUGCCCGCGUUUGACGCAGAGUACGCCGCCGAGGAACCAGAAGAAGACAGCGGGCUAUCGACACCAAAAACGACACAGACAGCAGCGCCCGCAAAUAUACCGGAUCCGUUGCUGCGAACGUCGAGUGAUGAUGCGUCGAUAGAGCCGGAACCCGAACGACAUGUCGAUUACCUGUCGCAUGACUGGAGGGAAGAAGAUAUCUGGACGUCGUGGAGGUAUGUUGUGGCUCGAAAGGAUCGAUAUAGCAACGGAGUCAGAUUAGAGAAUGCUUCAUGGCGGACGUGGGCCAAAGCCAAGUAUGGACUGCGGACGGUUUCGCCCGAGACGUUGAAUUGGUUAAAAGACUGCGAUGUGACGUGGUUAUACGGCCCUUUGCAGACUGACUUUAAGCCAAACCAGAAACCUCCACCGCCAAGUGGAUUGUCAUCGUCAAAUUCGUUCUUGGACCGGAAGUCCAUUUUGAAAAAGAAAACUGCUUCUGAAGCUAUCUUGCAACGAUCGUUAUCGCAACAUACUCUACUAAAACAUGCCGGUGCUAUAUUGCAAGCACAAAAAGCGGAAAACUACUCACGAGGGAAACCAGCAUUCGGGCGAGCCACGUCCGAUAUGGGCGUUCCCUUGGCCCGGAUUCUGGAAUACCCAUACACAUCAUCAUCAAACCAUUGCACACCGUCCGAGUCAGCCGAAUCAGCAUCGUCAGGUCUAGUCUCACCGAGUGAAAAGCGUCAUAUCCAUUUUAACAACGAAGUGGUGCAAUGCAUUGCAGUUGAAGCCAAGGAGUACGAAGAACGCGAUGUUGAUCCCUCAGUGUUUUUCCUUGGGGAAGAGUACGACAAUGACUACGACGAGUAUGGCGAGGACGAUUACGACCACAACAGAUAUUACAACGAUGACAAUGACGACACAGAGUCGGACGAAGGAAUUGUCAUGAUGAAGCAGGUUAUUUCUCGCACAUCGCCAGCGGGAACGACGACGACGACGACGUCUACGUCAGUGUCAUCGCGCAGUACACCGAGGAGUAGUACGAGCAGCGAGAGCAAGACCAUUGCGCCUUUGCCACCGACGACGCUAAAGUGUCGUUCGGACACGCCUGAAUUACCGUGGAGUGUGAGUCAGGACGACACACGCAGUAAACUGUCGCCGACGCCGUCGAUAGAGACGCUCCGGCCACCAAGACCAGAAGCUAAUUUCUUGCUUGACGACGAAGAUGAGCAAGGAUCAUACUUUACCUUCAAGACACAACCACGACGACACACAUAUAAUCCCAACAAUCGACCCUGGUUCGUCAAUCCUGAAGAUCGCCAGGAACUAGAGUUCAACGAUGGCGAUGACAGCAGCAGUCCCGGAAAUCUACACCUGACGCCCUCUGGCAUGUUUAUGCCGUACGAAGAAGGCGAGGACGCCUCGUAUACAGGCAUGUUUGGCCGCAUAGUCGAUACCGUCAACACAGCCCGGGACAUUGCACAUGUCAUAUGGAAUGUCGGCUGGAGGAAGUAA